AAACUGGAAUGCCGAAUUGUUUAGGAGCAAUUGAUGGAAAACAUAUAAAUAUUGUCCGUCCAUCAAACAGUGGCUCCUUAUAUUACAACUAUAAGAAGACUUAUAGCAUUGUACUGCUGGCGGCAUGCGAUGCAAAUUAUGUUUUUACUUACGUAGAUGUCGGGGCUUUGGGAAGUCAGAGUGAUGGCGGCAUGCUCGCGCAAAGUGCUUUCGGAAAGAAAUUGUUAAACGGAACUUUAGAAGUGCCUCGUGAAGUUAAUUUGCCGGGAACAUCGUGCAGUUUUCCAUAUUACUUUGUUGGUGAUAGCGCAUUUCCACUUAAGGCCAAUUUAAUGCGACCUUUUCCAGGUAGUAAUUUGCCGGCAGAUAAGGAAAAGUUCAAUAUGGUACUAUCCAAAGCUCGGGUACACAUAGAGAAUUCAUUUGGCAUUCUAUCAAAUCGUUGGCGAAUACUUCAUACAAAUAUAUCAGCUUGCCCAAAGAAUGCAGACAAAAUAGGCUUAGCUACAGUCCUUCUACACAACUUUCUGAUGCUACAAAACGAUCGAAACUACUUCACGCUUUAGUUGGUAGAUCGAAAUGAAAAUAACCGAGAGAUUCAUGGCCAGUGGAGAAAUGAAGUGAAUCCAUUAGAUUCUUGUCGUCAGGGAGCAGUAAACCGUUCUUCUUCAUAUGCCUUUGAAUUACGAAAUAUUCUUAAAGAAUUUAUACGAACAAGUUUUUAAACAUUAUGGUUUGUUUAUCUCACACAUACCUAAGCUUUUUAGCCUAUAUUAUAUAUAGUGACUCAAAUAAUCGUUCGCAAAACCAUAUUAUACAAUACUCGCAAAGAUUUUAGAGUUAAAAUUGUUUGCAAUUUUUCAUAAAAUUAAGCUCAUAACAUGAUACACCAUAUUUAUCAAAGGUUCAAACUUUAUACAAAAUUUAGAAAAACUACAUAAUUCUAUUGAAAUUUCUAACUUUUUAAACGAGUUUCCAGAGCUUUUGGGUUUACAGUUUUUUUGCUUGGAAAUUAAAAAAAUUGUAGCUUUCUAAAUUUUUUAUAAAGUUUGAACCUUUGAUAAAUAUGGUAUCAUGUUAUGAGCUUAAUUUUAUGAA
Molecule: messenger RNA, 1098 nt
Organism: Rhagoletis zephyria (snowberry fruit fly)
Lineage: Eukaryota; Metazoa; Arthropoda; Insecta; Diptera; Tephritidae
Product: putative nuclease HARBI1
Source: RefSeq, a predicted model, not a curated record